AUGUACGGCGGCGGGCGAUAUGGUGGCCAUGGCGGGUAUGGAGGCAUGGGUGGAUUCAUGGGCGGAGGUCGAGGGCCAGGUCUUGUUCCAACCUAUCAAGACUUGAUAGAUGAGUACGAAGCCAUGCGGGGCAUGUCAGGUACGAGUGGGAUGCCUGCCAUGGAUGAAAUGCCCGGAAUGAGCAACAUGAGUGGCGUUGGCGGAACUCAAGCGAAUCGAAUCAUGGCCGCUUGCGACCCCAUGCAGAUGGGUGAUGUCAAACGUGGCGCACAGGCUUUACUCAGGAGGCUGGAAACAGAUCCGCAGGGUGGUGCGAUGAUGUUGCAGCAGGUCGGCUGCCGAGACGUGGCUACAGCCAUGAGAUCAUUAAGAGCUCAAUUGAUUGCCAUCAUAACAGGCGGUGGUCAGGGUGGAUCUAUGAUGCCUGGUGAAAGAGGUGAUACAAUGGGAGGCGGGAUGCCUGGCAGGUGGUCCGGUGCAGCGAACAGCGAAGACGGUGUUGGCAUGGGGGGUGGAAUGCCAGGUGGACUUUCAGGAAUAUUCUCAGGCGCCACGUCACCUGGGAUGGCAGGUAGGAUGGAAGGAUCGAGGACUGGGUUUCAAGGAGGGCCCAACGGCUAUAUGGGCAAUGAAUUUCGAAGCCAAAGCGCUUUCGGAAGGCCGCAUAACUCAGGAAUCGGCCGUGGUCCGUGCAGACAUGUCCACUUCAACAACGAAGAGGAUAUUGGGGAUGAAGGCAGAGGAAGUGGGCUGCGAGGCAUGUUCGGCGGAGGAAGACAUUCUUCGGAGUUUGGUGCUCCUGGAGGAGGCGAGAGCUCAGGCGCUUCAAUUUAUGGGGACUUUUUCAGGUUUGGCCGCCUCUGA
This is a messenger RNA of Endocarpon pusillum Z07020, 864 nucleotides long. RefSeq lists its product as uncharacterized. Bases 1 to 864 code for a protein of 287 amino acids. The record is from RefSeq and is a predicted model, not a curated record. NCBI's taxonomy places the organism in Eukaryota, Fungi, Ascomycota, Eurotiomycetes, Verrucariales, Verrucariaceae. The transcript has a single exon.